GUCCCACCGCGGCCCCCGGUGGAGAGGUGGGGAAGCGGGAGGAGGGGCACACAGGGCUCAGGCCCAGCGCCGGGGGCGGGUCCGAGGCUGGGGGCCCGGAUCAGGAGCCGAGCGCUGGAGCCCAGGAGGCUGCGGAGACUAAAGCGCCGAGCGCAACUGACAGCAGGACCUUCACAGCCCGGCCGGCCAUGAACUCAGGACGCGAGCAACGGACCCCCCGGACACCCUUCAGCAUCGCAGACAUCCUAGGCCCGCGCAUGGUCCCCCGAGCAUCCUCUGACCCGCAGCUUCCAGAGUCGGGUCCCAGUCCCUCUUCGCCGCUGUGCGCACUGGAGGAGCUAACCAGUAAAACUUUCCACGGACUUGACGGGCGCGCUCCGCAGCCCUCCGAAGGCCGCGCAGGCCCCGAAGCGCUGGGCCCUGGCCCUGCCAGCCGCAAACGCCGCAAGUCCCGCACAGCGUUCACUACGCAGCAGGUGCUGGAGCUUGAGCGGCGCUUCGUCUUCCAGAAGUACCUGGCGCCAUCCGAACGGGACGGGCUGGCUACGCAACUCGGACUGGCCAACGCGCAGGUCGUCACUUGGUUCCAGAACCGGCGCGCCAAAUUCAAGCGCGACGUGGAGGAGAUGCGCGCCGACAUCGCCUCGCUACGAGCGAUGUCCCCCGGAGUUCUGUGCAGCCUGGGACUGCCCAAUGGCACUCCAGGCGUAGGCCUGGGUCCCAGUCCCCGUGGGCCUGACUCCGGGGUCCACCUGUCAGACGAAGAGAUACAGGUGGAUGAUUGAAAACUAAGCCGCCGCAAACCCUGAGCUCUGGGACCCCAGGCUCCUCACCUCCGUGCUCUG
Molecule: messenger RNA, 845 nt
Organism: Nycticebus coucang (slow loris)
Lineage: Eukaryota; Metazoa; Chordata; Mammalia; Primates; Lorisidae
Gene: LBX2
Product: ladybird homeobox 2
Exons: 2
Coding region: 189-785 (198 amino acids)
Molecular function (GO): DNA binding
Source: RefSeq, a predicted model, not a curated record